Varanus komodoensis (Komodo dragon) is the source of this 4474-nucleotide messenger RNA. RefSeq names its product mitogen-activated protein kinase kinase 3 (gene MAP2K3). NCBI's taxonomy places the organism in Eukaryota, Metazoa, Chordata, Lepidosauria, Squamata, Varanidae. Gene Ontology annotation, molecular function: ATP binding; MAP kinase kinase activity. Gene Ontology annotation, biological process: MAPK cascade; protein phosphorylation. The transcript is spliced from 14 exons. Bases 699 to 1664 code for a protein of 321 amino acids. The record is from RefSeq and is a predicted model, not a curated record.
GCCGCCGCCGCUUUUGCAGCUCCCUUUACAACUUGCGCCGCGUUUCAGAUGUAAUCCGAGAAGCCCCCCCAACGGGGCAAGGUCAGCUGCCGACGCCCGGGGAAGAGAAGGGCUUGAUCGCGGGGGCAGAGGGCUUUCCGCCCCCUCCUCCCCUGCUCGGGCUUGCUUCUUGCCUUCUCUUGGAAGCCUAGCGUUGCUUCGAGGUUCUUUUUUGAAGAAGAAUAGUCCUAGUAAUAGUGUUAAUUUGCUUUGGGGUUUUGCACGCCGAGAGCGCAAAGAGGAGUUCUGUGGGAGAGCAGCGCAAAAAAAGGGGGGGGGAUUCAAAUUGACGGCAGAACGACUAGUCCCCAAGAACUUCGGAGCAUGCAUCAGCCCCUUUUCUAAUAGGCACUUUUUCUUUUCCUUUUUUUCCUUUCCGGCGCAGCUGAGUGCCUUUUUUCCUAUUUUUCUUGAGUAUUUUUUUUUGCACGGCGUAGACAUCAGUCUUCCGAGGCGUGCCGAUCGCAGUUCUUUCGCUUCUGGGAAACCACCAUGGACAGAAAACAAGGAAAUUGGAGGAGACACGCAGAAUGUAUCGGCGGAUGCAGCAUUCAGUUUUUUAAAUUCUCAGCUUCGUCUUACACCAGCAAGCAGAUCCUAAAGGGUCCUUGGAAAAGCGCAAAGCAGGGCAGAAGAAGAAAAGGCUGCCCAUCUUAAGAAUGCCAUCAGCCAACAAGCAGCCGUCCGUUCCCCCCACACCCCCAAGAAACUUGGAUUCCAGGACUUUUAUUACCGUCGGUGAAAAAAAUUUCGAAGUAGAGGCUGACGACUUGGUGAGCAUUUCAGAGCUGGGAAGGGGUGCAUACGGCGUGGUAGAGAAAGUGCAUCAUGCACAGAGCGGAACCACGAUGGCCGUCAAGAGAAUCCGAGCCACUGUGAACACGCAGGAGCAGAAGCGGCUCCUGAUGGACCUGGAUAUCUCCAUGAGGACAGUCGACUGCUUCUAUACCGUCACGUUCUAUGGAGCCCUUUUCAGGGAGGGUGAUGUGUGGAUCUGCAUGGAGCUGAUGGAUACGUCUUUGGACAAAUUUUAUAAGAAGGUCUUGGAAAAGAAGAAGACUAUUCCUGAAGAUAUACUUGGGAAGAUCACUGUGUCUAUCGUGCAUGCGCUGGAGCAUUUGCACAGUAAGCUGUCCGUGAUUCACAGAGACGUGAAGCCCUCCAACGUCCUCAUCAACAAACAGGGGCAUGUUAAAAUGUGUGACUUCGGGAUCAGUGGUUACUUGGUGGAUUCAGUGGCCAAGACCAUGGACGCCGGCUGCAAACCUUACAUGGCGCCAGAGAGGAUAAACCCAGAGCUGAACCAGAACGGGUACAAUGUAAAAUCCGAUGUUUGGAGCCUCGGGAUCACUCUGAUUGAGAUGGCCAUCCUGCGUUUCCCCUACGAGUCCUGGGGAACCCCCUUCCAGCAGCUAAAGCAGGUCGUCGAGGAGCCCUCACCCCAGUUGCCAGCCGACCGCUUCUCAAAGGACUUUGUGGACUUCACGGCACAGUGUUUGCGGAAGAAUCCUGCUGAACGAAUGAGCUACUUGGAACUCAUGGCCCACCCCUUCUUCACCCUCCACGACACCAAAGUGACUGAUAUGGUCUCCUUCGUAACAGAAAUCCUCGGAGACGACUCUUAAAUUUCGCAGACCUCGCUGUCGAACAAAGCGUCACCAGCGCGGAGCGCUUCUCCCGAGGAGAGAAGGAAAUAAGGAACACGUUUAGCAUUAACGGUGGUUUGCACAAAAUGGAAUGAAUGUCUUCGUCGCAUCCUCCCCAAACCAAUUUUUUCGGCAUCACGUCGGACUUGUGCGAUUUAUUAAUAUUAUUAUUAAUAUUUUAGGGACUCUGUGAACAACACCUUUCUGCAUGGAGGAGCGUUGCUCCAGAGUGGAGACAAAAAUGCUCAAAUCGGCAGCAAAGACUCCCUUCUUGACGGGAGCUUCAGGAGUACACUGUGUCUCUUCUGAAGCGGGUUGCCCAAAACGGCGGGCCCUUCUGAACGCAGCCGUGUGCUUCCUCGGGGGUACGCCGCACCCACUCAGAAAUUGCAGAUCCAGCCGCACCGCAGUGUCCAGAUGCCACUGGCCCGGGUUAACUGAAGCGCCCGUCCAAAUUUGGUGGUGCAGUCCUACCAGCAAAGGGUUGUGGUUUUUUCUUUAACCAAAGCCAAAACGUGCUUCUCUGUGUAAACGCUUCUUGCACGGGGAAAACCAGCCCUAGAUGGGUCAGGCUCGAUUAGAACCAUUCUUUUUAAUGGUGUGUAAAACUUUUCUAUGGUCCUUUUUUUAAUGUGGGGGACGUUGCAUUGCAUUAGGCAGUUCCCCUUUUCUGCACCCUUCGAUCCAGGCAGGAUUCGGCCCAUGAUUUUCUAGAAUACGUCACCUGUUCUUAGGGGAUGGAUACAGGUAGGUCACCUCCUCAGCUAGAUGCUGGAGACAGAUCUUGGGGUCCUGGCUGGGUGGGUUGAGAAUUGUAGUCUAAGAAUUGUAGUCUGGAGGGCUCCAGCUUGGAAAGGCUGCCCCAUCAGAUAAUCACUGACGGAUGUCGGUGCCCUGUUCGUUGGCUUUGCACGUACAUUUCCAGGAGAAUCUGCGUCUGCGAGGGAUGCGUGACCCACUCACGUAAGAGCCGAGUUGCUUGGUGGUUCAGACCCGUGUUCACCUUGGCUGCGUGUCCUCAGCACGGUUCCCGCCAGAUGCUCUCUGACCAUGCUGGUUGAGGCUGUGUGGGAAUCGCCGUCUGGGAGCGGCUGAGGUGGCCGCCUCCAUCCUCUUCUCCAGCAUCCACAGGUUGCCAGGUGCCUCCAGAACAGGGAUGGGGAACCUUUGGCCUGCAGGCCUAAUGUAGGCCAGUGGAGGUCGUCCAGCCGGCCCACGGAGCCUCUUGGAUUCUUCUGAGGGGAAGGGGCUGUCACAGGGAUGUUUGCUCAGUUGUGCCAUUUAUCUGAUAAGAAGCUGCUCCCCCCCCCCCCCAGCUCAGUGUCACCUGGUCUGGGAUCUCUCCCUCCCACAGUCCUAGGUAGAAACGCUGGCAAUCAAGUCCUUUUGGGAUGCAAAGCUGCUCUUCUGCCUUUCUGAAUGACUGUCUCUGCCGAAGACGCAUCUCAAAUGCAUUUGGUACUAUUUCCUAAAUUUGGAAUCUCUUGGAUGAAUCUUUUUUCCUGCCCACCCAGUCCAACAUCCAAGGGCCGUAGAAAUCUGCUGCUGGGAACUCCCCACACAAAGCAAGCAAAUGAUCUAUAUUUUUAUUUCCUUUCUAAUAGAAAUGUAAAUAUAAAUUAUAUUUUGACAAUUCAGUUAUGCCUAGCUGGGAGUAGGCUUGGCAAAUCAGCCUGCAAUGUAUGCAGAACAUUUCGGACAUUUGUAAAACAAAACAAUUUAUUUUUUAAGAAGGCCUGUGGAGUAGCUGCAUGUCAGGCGUGUAUAUUUUUCUGUGUAUAAAACACCCCAUUGUUUCAUCUUUUUUUUUUUUAAUCUUUUCUAAAGACGUCCCCUUGGAUGCUUACCUGUUGCCUUAGUCUUCAAAGGUGGGCAGUGAAAAGUUCUAAGCCUGAAGUUUUGUUGUUCGCUGGUGAGAGUGGAAUUUGCAACCGUCGGGCCAGCGUGUCUAGUCUGCCCUUCUGGGAUUCACGCUUCCCUUAAACAUCGGUGGUUGGGUAAUUUCCUGUCUCUCCUGGGUUCUCCCAUCCCAGAAUGAAAGAUCUGCAGUGCUUCUACCAAGGUUUAGUAGGUGCCCAUAAGAGCUUUGAGCUAGAAGACGGUCAUACGACGGCGGUGUCCUCCUUCCUUUCUUUUUUGCCACCCAUGGAGACAACCCUCAGAGCUCCGCUGAAAUGGAACCCACCCCCUGCCCUUGGGUUGGUCACCUCCACUCUGGUGGGGGCUGCACCACAGCUCCCAUCAGCCCCAUCCAGUGUGGCGGGAAUUUCAGCCUCAGCAUCUUCUCAAGGGCCACCGUCUUCUGUGUCCUUGGAAAAAAUGGCCCCUCCAAGCGGACAAGUGGCCCCCCUGGCCUGGGCAGAAGCUGUGCAUUUGCCAUCUCGUCUCUGUGCCAGUCAACCCCCUAAGUUAGGCAUACGUUGUAUGAAGAACUGCUCUCUGCUGCCUGUCCUGAGAACCCCACUUUCUCAGAUUUUAACGCUCUUGUUUUAAUUGUUAACUAUGAAUUGCUCUUAAAUCCUGUCCUCCGUUUUCUGUGUGUCGUGUUCAAGCAAACCACUGCACUUUCUCAUGAAGCAUAAAUUGCAGCUGAGGCUGCACACCUGUAUAAUGUUCAGUACUGUCUAUUUUGAAUGGUGUGGUUGUGGCUUGAAAGUUUUUUCUCCCCCCGUCCUUCCCCAGUUUUCUUUCAUGCUUUGGUGGAUUGUUAAUUUUUUAACUGCAUGGUCUUGGAUUUUAGCCUUUCUUCACCCCCCCCACCCACCUUCAAUAAAAAUUUGAUUUGGAAA